CAUACGAAUCUCUCCCCGCAUUUUGCCCUUGGCCCGUUUCAAAAAGCCCCGUCGUCAUCGCCUCCUCCUUCUCCUCCUCCCACCCUCUUCCUCCGUCGUCGAUCGGCGAACGCCCCCGUCCCCGAUCCUCUGCUCCUCGAGCCUCGUCGAAUCGCGCCUCCCCCUUCCCGCUCCCUCGCGUAUCGAGCUCCCGCGGCGCAAUCUCCGCCGCCCUCCUCUCGAUCCGGAGCGAGCUCGUUCGAUCCGAUUCUCGGGGCCCGCCGAUCUGUCGCCUUCCGGUCGCCGCUCGACUUUCAUCUCCUCCGCGCGUCGGGAAUGGCGAAUCGAGUGGAUCAUGAGUACGAUUACCUGUUUAAGAUCGUCUUGAUCGGGGACUCCGGCGUGGGCAAAUCGAACAUCCUCUCGAGGUUCACGAGGAACGAGUUCUGCCUGGAAUCCAAGUCCACCAUCGGCGUCGAGUUCGCGACGAGAACUCUGCAGGUAGAGGGAAAGACCGUCAAGGCACAAAUAUGGGACACUGCUGGUCAGGAGCGAUAUCGAGCCAUUACCAGUGCCUACUACAGGGGAGCAGUGGGCGCUCUGCUAGUUUAUGACAUAACAAAGAGGCAAACCUUCGACAAUGUCCAGAGGUGGCUUCGGGAACUGAGGGACCAUGCAGAUUCGAACAUAGUCAUUAUGAUGGCCGGGAACAAGUCUGAUUUGAACCACCUAAGAGCUGUACAGGGGGAUGAUGGUCAAUCCUUGGCUGAGAAGGAGGGUCUUUCAUUUCUUGAGACUUCAGCAUUGGACGCAACAAACAUUGAGAAGGCGUUUCAGACAAUUUUGACAGAGAUCUACCACAUCAUAAGCAAAAAGGCAUUGGCAGCUCAGGAAGCUGCUGCUACUACCCUUCCUGGUCAAGGAACCACAAUCAAUGUCGCUGAUGCCUCGGGGAAUGCCAACAAGAGAGGCUGCUGUUCUACUUAAGGCGACAGUGUGAUACAGGAGACAAAAUUCGAGUGGUAAUUAACCCAAAGCAGCUUAGAUAUGAGCCCAUUUCCUUUUGGGUCGACGAGACAUUUGUAGAAUAUUUGUGUUGUUCUUUUCUCUUCCCCGAUUUUUUUUCUUUUUACUUUGUUGAGGUGUGACCAGACCUGAUGAACGGUAUUUUUAGCUUCUGAAGAGGCGAUACUUUGUUUA
Molecule: messenger RNA, 1179 nt
Organism: Syzygium oleosum
Lineage: Eukaryota; Viridiplantae; Streptophyta; Magnoliopsida; Myrtales; Myrtaceae
Product: ras-related protein Rab2BV
Exons: 3
Coding region: 316-966 (216 amino acids)
Cellular component (GO): endosome
Molecular function (GO): GTPase activity; GTP binding
Source: RefSeq, a predicted model, not a curated record